AUGUCUGACCACGACUCGGAGAAACACGAAGCCCACAAGGAGGCGCCCAGUGUAGCCGGAAGCGGUUCCUCAGAGGUUAACCUCUUGCAUUACUACGAAGAACGAGCAGGAAACCUUGUCGUUGAUCCCGAGGAGGCGAAGUUGGAAUUCGGUGAAGCGGUGGCUUCAAGACUGAAAUUGACAAAGGAUGGGACGAAGGUUUUGUGGCCCCAACCAACCGAUUCGCCUUAUGACCCUCAGAACUGGAGCGACCGUCGAAAGACUCUUCAGCUGCUCAUCAUCACAUUAGCCGCGAUAGUGCCAGAUUUUGACUCAGGCAUUGGUAUUGCCUCUAUAUUCCAACUCGCGGCGCAGUUCAACACUACGCCGAAUAACAUCAAUAAUGUGACAUCAAACUGGAGCAUAUUCUUGUUGGGAUGGGGAGGAAUAUUCGCGGUAUUCCUAAUCAGACGUUGGGGUCGUCUGCCAGUUCUCUUCUGGUCCCAAGUGUUUGCCCUUGGCUUUCUCAUUGGUUGUACCUUUGCGCCUAAUCUACGAACUUUCACUGUCAUGCGAUGCUUAACCGCUGUAUUUGGCACUGCGCCCCAGGUUACGGGUCUAUACGUAGUCACAGAUCUAUAUCCGUUCCAUCUUCAAGCUCGCAAACUCAAUGUCUGGACGAUGGGCUUCAUUCUCAGUCCCUUCAUGUCUCCGUUCCUGUGUGGUUUUAUCAAUGCUCGAACUAUCUGGCGAUGGGCUUAUGGUCUUGGUUCUAUUUAUGGUGCCGUCGUAGUAGUUCUGAUCACCUUAUUCAUGGAAGAAACGAUGUAUGACCGUCAUAUCAGCCCCAUUCCCGAACCUGCAGCCCAGGGCGGUAUCCGUUACCGAUUCGAAUCUUUAGUCGGCAUCACCGGUUUCAAGAUGGCCAAAUACCGCACUUCGUGGAAAGAAGCGAUUUUCUCACCGUUCAAUAUCGUCUGGAGACCUCAUCUGCUUGGUAUCCUUCUGUUCGAGGCUAUGGUUUUCGGUUUUAGUAUCGGUAUCAAUGUCACGCAAGCAGUUUUCCUUGGUGAACCCAAACCAUUAGGCUUCCAGUGGUCACAACUCUCCAUCGCAGGAGGAUAUGCAACGCCUAUUGUCGCCGUAAUUAUAGGAGAGUUCGUCGGUCGGUACAACAACGAUUUCAUCAUGAAUACUAGCAUCAAGAGGAACAAAGGUGUAUUCAUUCCGGAAAGCAGGCUAUGGGCCUGUUACCUCGCCAUGCCACUCUACAUCUGUGGAUUCGUCACUCUAGGCGCCGCUUUCCAGAAACAUCUCAGCACUGGAGCGUUGAUCAUGGGAUGGGGGAUCGCUGAACUUGCUGUCAUGAUAAAUACGGUUGCCGUCUACGCGUAUUGUAACGACUGUUUCCCAAAGCAAGCGGGAGAAAUCAGCGCUCUCAUUAACCUGGCGCGUACACUAGGAGGCUUCAGUGUAGCUUAUUUCCAAGUUCCAUGGGCCAAUAAGAAUGGAGCGCUGCAGACGUUUGGCGUCGAAGCCGCGAUUGUCGUCGGCCUGUUCUUCUUGAUCGUACCUGCGCUGCAAAUCUAUGGACAGAAGCUAAGGGAACGGUUUUCGACUUGA
Molecule: messenger RNA, 1602 nt
Organism: Marasmius oreades (fairy-ring Marasmius)
Lineage: Eukaryota; Fungi; Basidiomycota; Agaricomycetes; Agaricales; Marasmiaceae
Exons: 22
Coding region: 1-1602 (533 amino acids)
Biological process (GO): transmembrane transport
Molecular function (GO): transmembrane transporter activity
Source: RefSeq, a predicted model, not a curated record